Messenger RNA from Cucumis melo (muskmelon), 564 nucleotides. Its product is annotated as magnesium transporter MRS2-I-like. Gene Ontology annotation, molecular function: magnesium ion transmembrane transporter activity. NCBI's taxonomy places the organism in Eukaryota, Viridiplantae, Streptophyta, Magnoliopsida, Cucurbitales, Cucurbitaceae. The transcript is spliced from 6 exons. Bases 1 to 534 code for a protein of 177 amino acids. Gene Ontology annotation, biological process: magnesium ion transport. The record is from RefSeq and is a predicted model, not a curated record.
AUGAUUUUAAGAUAUACGGAAGCUAUAUGUAGUUUUCUUGCUGCACGGACAACUGAACUGGAGACUGCUACUUAUCCUGCCUUGGAUGAGCUUACUGCCAAGAUUAGUUCCCGCAACUUGGACAGAGUUCGUAAGUUGAAGAGUGCAAUGACCAGGUUGACUGCGAGGGUUCAAAAGGUAAGAGAUGAGCUCGAACAAUUACUGGACGACGACGAUGAUAUGGCAGACCUUUACUUGUCAAGAAAGAUGAGCUCAUCUUCUCCUGUAAGUGGUUCUGGUCCUGCCAAUUGGUUUCCCGCCUCUCCUACCAUUGGUUCAAAGAUCUCGAGAGCAAGCAGAGCAAGUGUUGCAACUGUACGUGGGGACGAGGAUGACAUCGAGGAACUUGAAAUGCUGCUGGAGGCUUACUUUAUGCAAAUUGAUGGUACAUUGAACAAAUUAACUACACUGCGAGAAUAUAUUGAUGACACAGAAGAUUAUAUUAAUAUCCAGGUAACAAAAAACGCAAGAUUCUUGUUUAUUAAAAGUUCUUAAAUUUUGCUGGCUCUCUUGAUCUGCAGUUGG